Molecule: messenger RNA, 365 nt
Organism: Annulohypoxylon maeteangense
Lineage: Eukaryota; Fungi; Ascomycota; Sordariomycetes; Xylariales; Hypoxylaceae
Exons: 2
Coding region: 50-244 (64 amino acids)
Source: RefSeq, a predicted model, not a curated record
ACGCAACGGAUUCUUGUCUGCUUCAGAGGCACAUGCAAUCCUCAAAAACAUGAGGCGGAUAGGUCAACGAUACGGUUCCCAGCUCGCAGUCCGAGCAAGCUUUAUGGUCGACCUUGAGCUUGCGAUGACGAACCCCAAGGAGGCGCAAGUGCAGAUUCUGGCGGAUGCUUUCCAUGAGCUAGCAACCUUUCGGGAGUUUACUACCGACGAGCUCAGCAUAAGACCCUCUAGUAUGAAGGGUUAAAAAGCAAUCAACCUUGUACCAAUGAGAUAAAUCCUUUUUAUAUGGGACAUCGCUUUAACCAGAGGGAAUGAGAAGCUCGCGCGCUCUUCUCUAACCCAUCAAAUCGACGAUUGUUUAUCUU